UAUUUAGUGGUUUUGGUUCAUAGAAACGCCACCUAUAAUAAGAAUAGUACCAAAACUGGUUGUAUUCGUUAUGUUACAUACCUGUUACGUACCCUUCACCACCAAUUACCACAACCGUUUCGAUUUGCAUUUUACUCUGCAGUGACAGUGGGAGUAAGUCAGGAACACAAGACGGUAAAGGAUUUUCGUUGUGGUUCUAGUUUGAGUUCUCCACUACAGAAUAAUUAUAAUUUCCAAACAAUUUUUAAUCAAAAAGUAUUGAUUUCUUACGCGUUAAAAAUAUUCGAGAGGAUCAAACUUAUUUAAGGCUAUAGAUACGUCUCUCGCAAAAGUCAGCAGAUACGUGCCAGUGACUAAUUAAAGGUCAAAUAAGUAUUACAAUAUGGGUGCAGUCCAUUCGGUGAAGCGAGUUGCUGCUCAACUUCUCCCUGCAAUGGGUGAUAAUAAACAAUUAAUCCAGAAGGCUUCAAAGAUAGAGUUAUCAACUUUAGAAAUUGCGCAAAAUCAGAAGAAAGAAGUGAAUGAACGAGAUUCUUCAGCCGAAGAAUCCGUUGCGUCUCUCAUCAACUCUUAUGAGCUAUUACAUAUAAUUCAUAUUAAUAAUGAAAUCGUGACGAUCAGCAAGAAACAUCCACUGGGUUCUUCUGUUCAAGAAAAGACAACCAAACCGGAAGAAGAAAUGAAGAAAUCAUCAGAUCAAUUAUGUUCAAAAGAAAUGAGGGACUAUAAUGCUUACAGGUUAAUCCAAGCUGGAUACCUGGAUACUAUUCAACUUGAACCUCUAACCAUGCUGACACUUGAACAUCAGAUUGACGAUAUUAUUGAUUGUGGAAAAAGGAUUGAAAAGUACUGUUACCAGAGUUCUCACACGAAAUUGGAAUACUUCCAGCUGGUAUAUAACCAACUCGAAAGAAUGAAGAAAGAACUUGAGGAAAAGUCUAGGAGACAAAUUCAUCUCGAAAGCCAGGCAGAAUAGGAUCAUCUACAAAAAUGUUGUAUAGUUGAGACUUUUAAUAAACUUUGACUCAAAGAAUUUAAAUAUAAAAUAAACGCUUAAUUUGGUUGAUUUCAUCAUUUAUAAUAAUUGGUUAUUUUUAUAUAUUAUCAGUAUUUUCACAUUUUUAUUGAUUCCAUUAUAUUGAAUUUAGAAAACCUGACCUCACUUUUAUCAUGAAUGUUUUUAUAAAUAUAUUUUUAUACAAUUUAUAAUUAAAAGAUUUAUAAUUUCUUUUAUAAAUAUUUUACUUUAUAAUUCUUCUUAACAGAAAAACAAUUUGAUUUUGCACGAGGUUAGGGGUCAUAUACAGCCUGACAACUCCUAUGUAUAAUACCGUUGAACAUCAGUCGAUUGCAAGUUUUAUUUUAUCAAAAAAAAAAGCAUAUUAUUUAUGUUUCAGUUAAAAAAAAUUAAUUUACUUGUCCAAAUUACCUUUGUAACAAUAGUUUUUAUGUAUCUUCCUAUUGUAUAGUUUAUUUUGAAAAAAACGCACCUUUCAAAUUAUUUUUAACAUACAUUGGAAAGUGUUUCGUGAACUACACUAAUAAUUCCAAGUCUUUGAAAGUAUGGACAAAUUCAUAAAACAAUAUUUAUAUUUGAAAACUAAAAUUGUGUCUUCAUAAAAUAUUAAUAUCAAUUGCCUCUAUCCGUAUAAUAAAUGUAUGUACUGCUCUAUGCUAAAGAACUGGUGUAACGAAAUUUCGAACCCAUUGAAUGAUCCGAAAUUGUUUCAUGUAUUACAUACAUUUUAAAAAAAUAAAAUCGGUCGCUAAGUUUCAGUUGUUUGAAACUGUUAAUUCAAUUAGUGAUCGUUGCAGUGGCAAAAUAUUUAAUCGUUCUGUCAUGUAUAUAUCUUAGUUUACCUACUUCGAUAAGAUAAUAAAACUUGAUUUCAUGAAA
Molecule: messenger RNA, 1897 nt
Organism: Belonocnema kinseyi
Lineage: Eukaryota; Metazoa; Arthropoda; Insecta; Hymenoptera; Cynipidae
Exons: 3
Coding region: 383-976 (197 amino acids)
Biological process (GO): regulation of DNA-templated transcription
Molecular function (GO): transcription coregulator activity
Source: RefSeq, a predicted model, not a curated record